AUGCUCAGGGACGCAGCCCUUAGCUACUACUGGGACAACAUCGACCUAUGGAUCGUACAAGGAAAGGAUCUAGUGGAAGAGAUUAUCACUUACUUUGAAGGACCAGAGCACCAGCAAUCUAUAAAAACUGAAUGGUCCGCCACAACGCUAGCCACAUUAACUUUAUGGACCACCGCUACAACACCCGCUAGUCAUCACGUUUGCCGCAUCAAGGUCAUUCAUCAUAUAGGCAAGGCCGCUCACGAGAACGAAGCAACUUAUGAUACUCGAGUCGCUUACCGCGCUGCUACUCCCAAGAUCAUGCACCGCAGGUUUGCCAUAUCUGUAAGAAGCCAGGCUGCUGGUCUACAGAGCAUACCAAGGAAGAACGCCAAGCCACUAGGAAGCCAUACAAAGCUGUAA
Talaromyces stipitatus ATCC 10500 is the source of this 402-nucleotide messenger RNA. RefSeq lists its product as uncharacterized. The transcript is spliced from 2 exons. The record is from RefSeq and is a predicted model, not a curated record. The coding region runs from base 1 to 402 and encodes 133 amino acids. Lineage: Eukaryota; Fungi; Ascomycota; Eurotiomycetes; Eurotiales; Trichocomaceae.